GCCCGACAUUUCCGUGAAUGCUACACCAUCCUCACUACUCUCAUUCGUUCUUGUCACCGAAACAGACACUCUUUUGAACAAACAUAAUGCUUAUUACUAAAACCCUUGCCGUUGUCAUAAUCGCCACCGCUGCGGAGGCGUGUGCCAAUUACCACCAGUGCCGUUGCACCAUGGAGGAUGGCUCAAUCAACAACACUGCUACAGGUGCAGCUCUGACAUAUCUGAACACAAAGGGCUUCAACAUUAUUUAUAACUAUCCUGCUACGCAAGAUAACGACGGCACGCUAUGGAUCAAGCGGUACUUCAAUGUUGUUAAUGGCGACUGGGUCCCUCUCAACAAUUGUAAAGUGCGCGAGGCCUGCACUAAGGUGGGCGCCACUGGAAACGACUCUUGGUGUGAGCACUAGUAUCCUUAGGUUAAGAGGGUUGGCUACGAGGGAGAGGGCGCUUUGCCGGGGCAAACAUAGGCAACCGCGGCAAGGGCAGGAAUGAGAACGAAACCGAGAGGAACAGAGAGCAACCGUCAAGCGAUUAGGUAACGGGCUCAAUCACACAAGCAUCGAGCUAAGUGUCGUUUCUCAAACCAAAAACUGCCAUCUUCAGGCUGCAGUAAAAUAGACAUUAGCGCAUUGUUUCAAUCUGGCUCUGCUGCGUGAACAAACAUCUGCAAACUAAGUUGAAUUACUGUAAUUUAUUAACUAUAUCAAGGCUGAGCUGUUGCCAUA
Messenger RNA from Colletotrichum navitas, 725 nucleotides. RefSeq lists its product as uncharacterized. The coding region runs from base 87 to 407 and encodes 106 amino acids. NCBI's taxonomy places the organism in Eukaryota, Fungi, Ascomycota, Sordariomycetes, Glomerellales, Glomerellaceae. The record is from RefSeq and is a predicted model, not a curated record. The transcript has 2 exons.